CAAUUCUUUUCCACCUCUUUAUAUUCAUCACAUAUAGCCUCCAUCUUCCUUCUCACUCUCUUGACAGGGUCUCUAGGGUUUCUGAUUUUCUUGUUCUCUCGCGAAAAUGGUUCUUCCCAACGAUAUUGAUUUGCUGAACCCUCCGGCGGAUAUUGAGAAGAGGAAGCACAAGCUCAAGCGUCUCGUGCAGUCUCCCAAUUCCUUCUUCAUGGAUGUCAAGUGCCAGGGUUGCUUCAACAUAACAACUGUGUUCAGCCACUCUCAAACCGUUGUUGUGUGUGGAAACUGCCAGACGGUGUUGUGCCAGCCCACAGGUGGGCGUGCUAGGCUUACAGAAGGGUGCUCUUUCAGGAGAAAGGGGGAUUAAUGAUGGUGCCAUAUGCUUUCCCUCUCUUGGUGAAUUGAAGUAGAUUUUGUUUGGGUUUGGUUUCAAGAAAGAAUAUGAGGCACUCAUCGUUUCAGUUUUGCUUAUGGUUUUUAUAUGUAAUUUCUUAGGACCAAAAGCUUAUGACUAUUUGAUGAUCCUAUCUAGUUUUCGUUUGAUGCAAUGAAAUUGGAUUUUGUUUGACAUUGUUGCUUAUAUAUAAUGUUUAAUUUUGUUUUUUA
Messenger RNA from Vitis riparia (riverbank grape), 606 nucleotides. RefSeq names its product 40S ribosomal protein S27-2. The transcript has 4 exons. Gene Ontology annotation, cellular component: cytosolic small ribosomal subunit; ribosome. Gene Ontology annotation, molecular function: structural constituent of ribosome; RNA binding. Lineage: Eukaryota; Viridiplantae; Streptophyta; Magnoliopsida; Vitales; Vitaceae. The record is from RefSeq and is a predicted model, not a curated record. Gene Ontology annotation, biological process: translation; ribosomal small subunit assembly. The coding region runs from base 107 to 367 and encodes 86 amino acids.